AUGCGGUCUUCUGGCCGCGGGCGUCACGCUCCGUCGUUCGUCGCCAGGUUACGGGCUCGCCUUCGUUUUCGGCCCGACGUCCCUGUGCAUACCGCCGACCGAGUGUCCCAUCCAUCCGCCUCGGCCUCCCGUCAUACAUUGACCUCGACAUCGACAUUGACAUUGGCAUCAACUUCCCCCGACCCUCACCACAGCCGCGACCAGAGCAGCAGCCAUCAUUCCAAUUGCGCCCCACAGCCUGCUUCGCCCAUCACCCUACCUCCACAAAGACUGAACAACAUUUUUCAGUUUCCCGCAUUCUUCCUCAAGCAUAACUUGGAGAAGGCGGGAGGGGUCAUUUUUCUCGACACAGGCGCUAGAGUCAACUUAAUGUCUAGCGAUAUGGUGACGCGAUUGGGUCUCUGCCGUCAACGCAUCAGCCCCCGCAAAUUAGUUCCGUUUUACUCUGGAUUGAAAGAGAAGACAGAGCUCACGGUUGAGUAUCAAGUUCAGGUGGAUUGGCACUUUGAAAACGGGGAGAGCACUUACACCACUGAAUUUUUGGUUCUGGACAUGGAGUCUUACGAUAUACUGCUUGGAUGCGAUGAGAUCCGGAAAUAUGAGCUGUUGACGCUGGGCAAGGGCUUCGGUGUACAACGGGGUGUUCCUCGCUCUCACUGGGUGGAGGGCCGGAAUCAUCUAAAAAGGCUGAUUGAUCGGGUCCACGACCGGCUACCUAAGACGGUGUGUCACAUCACUGGCUCUCUCUCUGCCAAACAACCGCAUGCUGUGUCACUCGAUUUUUCUAAUUCUUCGGGUGGACGCAUCUUGUGA
Molecule: messenger RNA, 813 nt
Organism: Aspergillus lentulus
Lineage: Eukaryota; Fungi; Ascomycota; Eurotiomycetes; Eurotiales; Aspergillaceae
Source: RefSeq, a predicted model, not a curated record